AUGCGUUGGGCGCUGAUGCUUGGAGCAUAUAACUACAAGCUCAUGUACCGGCCGGGAGCAAGCAUUGCCAACGCGGAUUGUUUGAGUCGCCUACCACUACCAGUGUACGCUCAACCUGUGGAGAGGCCAGCGGAAGUUUUCAUGCUGGAGGCUGCUUAUCCUCGGGUACUGCCGUCGACUGUAGUCGCGGAAGCUACGUCCAAGGACUUAACCUUAGCGAAGCUACGAGAUGCCUUAUGGUCUGGAGCUGAGCUACGUGACCCCGAGUUCAGGUUCUACGCCGAUCGAAAACUUCAGAUGAGCGUGCAAGAAGACUGUAUACUUCUCGGAUCGCGGGUGAUCAUCCCAAGUGCAUUGCAGCAAGAAGUGUUGCGACUCCUUCAUGAGGGGCACCCAGGAAUGACCAAGAUGAAGGCUAUCGCCAGGAGUCACGUCUGGUGGUCCUCGUUGGACGACGACAUUACUGCUGCAGUUCGCCAGUGUCAGGUCUGCCAAGAACACCAGAGGGUUGCGCGGCCAGUAGCGAUGAUGCCAUGGCCGUUUCCGGACAGACCAUGGUCUCGCCUUCAUAUUGACUUUGCUGGACCUUUGAAGAACCGCUACUUGCUGGUCGUUAUCGAUGCAUUUUCAAAGUGGAUAGAGGCCGUGCCUAUAUCUACACCAUCGGCAGACGAAACUAUCUCAUGCCUGAGGGUUAUGUUUGCCACUCACGGAUUGCCAGAUGUAGUGGUGUCCGACAACGGACCAGCGUUCGUGAGUGAGGAAUUCAGAAGCUUCCUGCACCGAAAUGGCAUCAAACAAGAUUACUUCCCACGAAACUACCGGGUGCUCACCAGCGGAGCUGAUCAUGGGCCGUAA
Dermacentor silvarum is the source of this 858-nucleotide messenger RNA. RefSeq lists its product as uncharacterized. Gene Ontology annotation, molecular function: nucleic acid binding. The record is from RefSeq and is a predicted model, not a curated record. NCBI's taxonomy places the organism in Eukaryota, Metazoa, Arthropoda, Arachnida, Ixodida, Ixodidae. The coding region runs from base 1 to 858 and encodes 285 amino acids. The transcript is spliced from 2 exons. Gene Ontology annotation, biological process: DNA integration.